Molecule: messenger RNA, 1341 nt
Organism: Hippopotamus amphibius kiboko
Lineage: Eukaryota; Metazoa; Chordata; Mammalia; Artiodactyla; Hippopotamidae
Product: paraneoplastic antigen-like protein 5
Exons: 1
Coding region: 1-1341 (446 amino acids)
Source: RefSeq, a predicted model, not a curated record
AUGGCUGUGACUCUGUUGGAGGUUUGGUGCAAGGGCAUGGACGUGGACCCCAGGAAGGCCCUGCUGAUUGUAGGGAUCCCCACGGACUGUAGUGAGGCAGAAAUUAAAGAGACCCUGAAGGCGGGCUUACGGCCCCUGUGUGCCUACAAGGUACUGGGCAGAAUUUUCAGAAAGGAAGACAAUGCUAAGGCAGCUCUCAUUGAAUUGGCUGACACUGUCAAUUAUGCUACGAUACCCAGUCAGAUCCCAGGAAAGGGAGGUGCCUGGGAAGUGGUGGUGAAACCCCGUAACCCAGAUGCCGAAUUUAUCAACAGACUGAACUACUUCCUGAAAGAUGAGGGCCGGAGAAUGGUAGACGUGGCCAAAGUCCUGGGGUAUAGCACUCACCUUGAGGGUGUAAAGCUGGAGGACUUGUCUCAAGUCAAGUCACCAGUCGUGCAGCCUCUGAACGAUAGCACGUGGUACCGAAAACUGAAGGUGUUUUCGGGAAAUGCUUCCCCAGGCCCAGGUGAAGAGAAAUUUGAAAUCUGGCUAGAGCAGGUGACUGAGAUGAUGCAGAUGUGGCAGGUAUCUGAGGCAGAGAAGCAGCGGCGUUUGCUGGAGAGCUUACGUGGCUCUGCCCUGUCCAUCUUGCGGGUGCUCCGGGCCAACAAUGACUCCAUGACCGUGGAGCAGUGCCUGGACGCCCUGAAGCAGAUCUUUGGGGAUAAAGAGGACAGUAGAGCCUCACAGAUUAAGUGCCUCCAGGCUGUCCAGAAGCCUGGAGAGAGACUCUCUGCUUUUUUGAUACGCUUAGAGCCCCUGCUGCAUGAGGCCGUGCAGCACAACCCCUUGUCAGUGAGAAGCACAGACAUGUUUCGCCUGAAACACAUCCUAGCUCGGGCCUCCAUGACCGCCACCCUCCGGGGCAAGCUCAAUCUCCUGGAUCAGCGAGGGUGUGCGCCCACUUUCCUAGAGUUAAUGAAGCUCAUUCGAGAUGACGAGGGGGAGACCACCAUGGCAGUGACCAUGGAGCAGCAGAGGCAAGUAGGAAGUGGCCACAGGGCCUCGGGCAGGCAGGUACUGGUAGAAGCCAGUGUCCCGAUACCUCAGGUCAUGGUGCAGGCAGGGCAGGUUAGUGAGCGCUGCACUCAGACCGUCCAGGUAGGGAUUACCCCAUCACUGAAGCGCAAGCAGCUGCCGUGCAGCUACGGGGCCUGCGUCGGAGCCCACAGCCAGGAAGUGUGUCCUGGGGCUGAGAACCAACCUUCAAUAAAGCGUAGUCCUCAGCCUGCAGCAGAAGAGUCGGGAAACGAGAGGGGGACUGGGGCCACGAGCCACCCCAAGUCCCAGGAAGCAUAG